GAAUUAUUUUUGGUUGUAGAAAGACAUCAAAUCCUAUCCACUUUUCAGUCAAAUCCGCUUUCGAAUGCUUUCUUUUUAACAACCUUCGUGCUCCCGAUCAAUCUAUAUCUUCUUCCUCUCGACUUUGUAUGCGCAACCCAUUUCUUCCCCGAUCAUCAAAAACAAAACCCAUCAAGGAAACUUCAAAAUAUGGUCUCUCUGAUGGUUGUAGUUUCAUCAAUCCUUAUGAUCUUAUCGACUCUGUUCCAAGUUUCUGUUGCUGGCGUAACAGGGGAAUCCUCUGUUCCGGCCAUCCCAGUAGAAGCCGAAACUCAAGUCUGUCGGCUGGACCUAUCCGACGAGCUAUUCGGGGGAGUGAGCCAAGCCUGCAAUGGGAACCUAGACCGGAGCCGGUGCUGUCCAGUGCUAGCGGCAUGGCUCUUUGCAGCUCAUGCCAGGUCGGCGUUAGAAGUGUCGGCUCCAGCGCCAACAGCCGAAAUAGAUCUGCCAUUGAUGCCAGACGAUUCCCAGAAAUGCGUGGAGUCAUUACAAAACUCGUUGGUUAAGCGCAAUAUCAGAAUUCCGCAGCCCAAUUCCAGCUGCGACGCUGUAUUGUGCUUCUGUGGAAUUCGUCUCCACCAGAUAAGUUCCCUGUCUUGUCCAGCAGCAUUCAAUCUCUCCGGCUUCCACAACGCCACCCCAACGCCGGCAGUGCGUGAUCUGGAGAAGAAUUGCCGCAACGCAUCCUACUCCGGUUGCACCAAAUGCCUCGGCGCACUCCAAAAGGUGAAGGGAGCUAGAGACACCAGCACCACCGAAAGAGCAACCAAAAUGUUCAACAGAGACUGCCAACUGAUGGGGCUAACAUGGCUGCUCGCUCGCAACAAAACGGCGUACAUUCCAACAGUUUCAGCGGUUCUAAGAGCCAUAAUGUACAGUGCCCACCCGCCUCACGACUCAAAGUGCAGCCCAGAUCAAGAAAACAUGCCACUGGCCGUUGAUUCCCUUCAAUUAGACAACACACAGUCCUCCACUUCAUCACCCUCGACCUUCAUGUAUCCAUUCUUACCCUUAACAGCAGUGCCCUUCAUCUGGUUCUUGACACAUCCGUAAUAUGAGCUUCCGUUGGGCCGUAGUUUCUUGGGAUAUUUUGGAGGGAAAGACCAUGUCGUGUCUGUCACAUGAAAGCUGUUGAUUUUGUGUCUUUUUUCUUAACCCUACAGUAAAAUUGGGUUUGGUGGGACAGAUC
Molecule: messenger RNA, 1228 nt
Organism: Cucurbita pepo subsp. pepo (vegetable marrow)
Lineage: Eukaryota; Viridiplantae; Streptophyta; Magnoliopsida; Cucurbitales; Cucurbitaceae
Product: putative GPI-anchored protein At4g28100
Source: RefSeq, a predicted model, not a curated record